AUGGCUGGAAUAGGUCUUGUAGCACCUAACCCAUUCCUAGCAACCCCAGGAGAACCUCCUGUGCCUUGGUCACGAUGGAUUUUGAGCUUCCAAACGUAUUUGACUGCAAGCGGGUUGGACACAGCGGAGAUACCCGACCUCCGCCGCGCAAUCCUGAUCCACUGUUUGGGCGCAGAGGGGCAGCGGAUCUUCGGACAGCUGGAAGUGUCUACUACCGGUACGUACGAUAAAGCUGUUGAUGAACUUGAGAAAUAUUUUGGGCCAAAAACAAGUGUGAUGAUUGAACGAUAUCGUUUCCGACAGAGAGUACAAGGUCAUGGGGAGCCAGUAAAACAAUAUGUGGCAGCCAUAACCGAACUGGCAUCCAAGUGCAAGUUUGGCACCUUAAACGAUGAACUGGUUAGAGAUCAACUAAUCGAAAAGACGUCUAUUCCCCGUAUUAGAGAACGUCUGUUAAUGGAGGAUGACGGUCUGACACUUAAGAAGGCGCUCGAUCUAGCGAUCCAGAUCGAAGCCGCAAUGCUGGACGCCAAGCUCCUCAAACAACACGAUGUGACUGUGAGUGCCAGUACAGGACAUAGUCAUACUGCACAUCAGGCAACUCCAGUACAGAACAUCAAACGACCAUAUCAUAACAAAGCUCGCUCUAACCAUGCUAACUCGAAGUCGUGUUCGAACUGCGGACGGACACACCCUCCGAAAGCGUGUCCAGCGUUUGGAAAACGUUGCAAUUCGUGCUCGAAGAUGAACCAUUUCUCUAGCGUAUGCAGAGCUACCAAGAAAAGUGCAUCUUCAGUUCGACACGUUGAUGAACCAAUAGAGGGCGACAUAGCAAGCAGCGUGUUCACACUCUCAGACCGGAUUUCUUCAGCAAAUUCAGGUCAGUUCAAAGAAUGUGAAGUGCAGAUUGCUGGUACUAACCUCUCUUUGAUGAUUGAUGUGGGGGCCAAAGUGUCAAUUCUUAGUGAUAAACUGUAUCAUCGACAUUUCUCACAUUGUAGCAUGUCAUCGACAUCGAGCAAGCUCAUAGCAUAUGGUGAACCACCUACACUGAUUUCCGUUCUGGGCACGGUUGAGCUUCCUGUCGGGUACAAGGAUGUACAUCUCGACAGCUUUACGUUCUACAUAGCGAAGGGCGAGAGCCUUAUGGGAGUCAAUCUGUUCGACGCCCUAGGAUUUCAGAUGAACGACCACACUGGUGAACGCAUUCGGCUCAUAGACAAUGCGUAUAGAGAACGCUAUGCUGCACUUUUCAAUGAGUUUGGUAAAUGCAAAGGAUAUUGCCAUGCACCAAGGGUGGAUUCCUCAGUCCCACCUACUGCACAGAGUCUCCGUCGACUUCCGUUAGCUGUCAGGGAUGAAGUCUCAAAGGAACUUCAUAGGCUUGAAUCCGAUGGCAUCAUCGAGCGCAUCGAUUCAUCCCCGUGGGUGUCUAAUCUGGUCAUCGCACGCCGUAAGAAUGGAGAUCUUAGACUUUGUGUAGAUUUGAGGGCGGUCAACAAGGCAAUCAUUCCGGAUAAGUAUCCUCUUCCUACUAUGAAUGAACUUUCAGCUUCAUUCCACGGAGCUAAAGUUUUCUCUAAACUAGACAUGAGACGUAGCUAUCUCCAGGUUCCGCUAGCAGAGCAGAGCCGCCAUCUCACUGCAUUCAACACACACAUAGGCAUGUUUCAGUAUCGCCGUAUGACCUAUGGACUGAACUCAGCACCUAGCGCAUUCCAGAAAAUCGUUUCUUCAGUUCUAGCUGGAAUCGAGGGCACGUUGAAUCUCCUUGAUGAUGUGGUAGUCUUCGGAGAGGACAAGGCUCAGCACGAUCAACGAUUAGCAGAAGUCAUGACGCGCCUCGCCAAGCAUAACUUGACGCUCAACGAGGCCAAGUGCACGUUCGCUGCUUCGGACAUUGAUUUUCUGGGAUAUCAUGUCACUGCAGAUGGUCUGACGCCUACACUCGACAACGUUGCAGCUAUCCGAACACUCCCAGCCCCAACGAAUGUGAAGGAGCUAGCCUCAUUCUUGGGAACAACGAACUUCUACAGCAAAUUCGUGCCACAAUACGCAGCAAUCGCAGAACCUCUGCAGAAGCUUCUCCGGAAGGACGCGCUUUGGGAAUGGCACAACGCACAAGAGACCGCAUUCAACACGCUCAAAGGAAGAAUCGCAGAGCCGCCAGUUCUCGCUCACUUCACUCCAAGCGCUGAAACGUACGUGACUACAGACGCGUCAGCGUUCGCUAUCGGAGCAGUGUUAUCGCAAACGAUCGACGGCAGUGUACGUCCGGUCGCAUUCGCAUCUCGAGCGUUGUCGGACACAGAGCGAAAGUAUUCUACAGGAGAACGCGAAGCUCUCGCAUGCAUCUAUGCCUGCGAACACUGGCAUAUGUACCUCUACGGUCGCAAGUUCACACUUCGUACUGACCAUCAAGCCUUAACAACCUUGUUGAGCACUUCAGGAUCUGGACACCGCCCACUCCGCAUCUACAGAUGGUCAGAUCGACUGCACCAAUAUGAUUUCAAGGUCGAAUAUCUCGCGGGUUCACGCAACCGAGUAGCAGAUAUGCUUAGCCGUACACCGAACGCGAAUAGCAAUCGCGAUAGCCAUGCAAGAAGCGACAUCGAAGACGACGUCGAAGACUACGUUCUUAUGGUGAUCUCUCACGUGACCGCAAAGCUUGUGACACGUGAGCAGCUGAAAACAGAGUCAGCCGCAGAUGCAACUUUACAGAAGGUCUGUCAUUAUCUCCAAACAGCAUGGCCUAGAGAGAUUUCCGAAGACCUCGUUCCAUAUCAUUGUGUUCGCAAUGAGCUAGCUAUCUUCGACGACACGUGUAUCGCCCGUGGCACCCGAGCGGUAAUCCCGAAAUCGCUUCAACAUCGUGUGUUACAAACCGCACAUGAAAGUCAUCCAGGUGUGGUGAAGAUGAAGCAACGAUGUCGCGAAGCAAUCUGGUGGCCAGCGAUCGAUCGACGCGUAGAAGAUCUCGUCAGAUCUUGUGAAGCGUGUACUCUCAGCGAGAAAACUCAACCGCGGCCAGCACCACUGCAGCCGACCCCAUGGCCGAAGAAGCCAUGGCAGCAACUUCAAGUCGACAUCUUUGGGGAAGUCCAAGCCGCUCCUCAAAGUCAGCGAUUUUUGUUAGUUGUACACGACCUCCAUAGCAAGUGGCCUGAGAUAGCAGCAACAAGCUCAGUCACUACGACAUCAGUCAUUAGCAUCUUGGAGAAGAUGUUUACCAAGUGGGGUCUUCCAGAAUCUAUCACCACGGACAAUGGACCACAGUUCACGUCUGAACAGUUCGAAGAAUUCCUAGCCGUUAAUGGAAUUCAACAUCGCCUCACAACUUGCUACAACCCUCAAAGCAAUGGCGGCGUAGAGCGUUUCAACCGGGUAAUCAAGGAGAGCUUGAAAGCGAAUCUCGCAGAUGGAAUGACCUUCGAUAAGGCCAUCCAGACCCUACUACGCACGUAUCGCUCAACACCUCAUUCGCUAACCGGAAAGACUCCAGCAGAGUUGAUGUUGGGACGGAACCUCCGUAUGCCAUUCAACAUCCUGAAACCACCGGUUUCAGAGCCUGCAAGCACACAGGCUGAAGCGAGAGAGAUUGAGAGGAAACAGCAAAGCAUGAAAGCGUACACUGACAAACGCAGACGAGCAAUCACACCGAAAUUCGCUAUCGGUGACUGGGUUCGUGUAAAGCGUCCAAAUCGCAAGCACAAGCUAGCUUCGGGGGUAUCGAAACCCAAACAGAUCGUGAAGAAGCUCGGCUCGAAUGCUUUUGUACUAGAUGACGGAACGCGAUGGAACACCAGACGCCUUAUCGCGAGCAAGCCAGGCAAUAUGAAUGAAAGCGAUUGGGAAGACACCUUUCCAUUCCCUACAAGCACUGAAGAUCAAGAGCAACAGCGAGCAGAAUCGCGAACUGUUCGUCGUUCUCAGCGUCUAAGGAGACGACCUGGAUAUCUACGAGAUUACAGAUCUUAA
Messenger RNA from Strongylocentrotus purpuratus (purple sea urchin), 3978 nucleotides. RefSeq lists its product as uncharacterized. The transcript has a single exon. Gene Ontology annotation, molecular function: nucleic acid binding. The coding region runs from base 1 to 3978 and encodes 1325 amino acids. Gene Ontology annotation, biological process: DNA integration. Lineage: Eukaryota; Metazoa; Echinodermata; Echinoidea; Camarodonta; Strongylocentrotidae. The record is from RefSeq and is a predicted model, not a curated record.